Molecule: messenger RNA, 2092 nt
Organism: Paecilomyces variotii
Lineage: Eukaryota; Fungi; Ascomycota; Eurotiomycetes; Eurotiales; Thermoascaceae
Exons: 3
Coding region: 198-1880 (560 amino acids)
Biological process (GO): regulation of DNA-templated transcription
Molecular function (GO): zinc ion binding; DNA-binding transcription factor activity, RNA polymerase II-specific
Source: RefSeq, a predicted model, not a curated record
AAACCGCGGAGGAGACAUGGGGUAGUGCAUGAUAGAGCCUCAGGGGAGUUUUCAGUUCUUUAUCUAACAGUGGCUUGUCGCAAGAUGGAUCUCUUUCGGGCGUACUCUGAGAAAUGAAUCACAUUUGCCCUGGUUGAUCACCACUGAACGUGCAGCAAGUACGUUGACUAAGUAGUCGAGGGUCACAUAUCUAGACGAUGGUUGGCGUUGCGGGAAAGUCGAAAGCCUGCAAUACAUGCAGGAAAAGGAAGGUGGCGUGCGACUUGCAACGGCCUCAAUGUUCGCAAUGCAUCAAGUCAAACCGCGUCUGUACGGGGUAUCAGCGCAAACGCAUUUUCAUCUUCCAUCAAGGAACUCAAGAGACACACUAUGAGACCUCAAUAAAUGGUCCUGGGGCAUCAACUACUCCCGUUUCUCGCUCGACAACGAGCCCAUAUCAAGAAUCAAACAUCACCUUCUUCUCGACUCAUACCCGUGGGAGAAGAUCCUCUCCGCGAACAAGAAACCAAAUAUCUACUCUCGAAUCAAACCGAAGCUUACUCCACGUCACCUACCGCAAGCAACUCUUCAACGCUUAUCUACGCAGCCACAUACCGCCCUCACAACUCCAAUCACUCGGAACGCCAUGGCUAGCACUCAUCCCCGAGCUGGCUUCUCCCACCGAGGCACUGGAAACAUCAACCUUGGCUCUGGCAACAUCCAAACUAGGUAGAUUGAACAACGAUCCUAUCCUCACCAGAGAAAGUCUACGACUCUACACCUCCGCGCUGCGCCAGCUGCAGAAAGCCCUCUGGGACCCAGGACUGAUGUAUCGAGACGAAACCCUAGCUGCGUGUAUGGCACUGGCGAUGUAUGAGAUGAUGGAAUGUCCCUCGGGGGAUAAAAGCGGGUAUAUGAGCCAUUGUAACGGCUUAGGAACACUAGUGAGGUUAAGAGGACCAGAGGCGCACAUUGGGGGGUUAGGACAUCAUGUUUUUCUAGCCUUUAGAGUCCAUGCUACCCUACAAGACAUGCACCACCACUCGCCCUCAUACAUCUCUUCCUCCACAUGGACCAGCAUCCCAUGGAUAAACAUCCCCAAGACUGAAUUCGACCAAUUCUUCGACCUCUUCGUUCGUGGCCCUGCGACAUUCCAAGCCGUCGACCGUCUGGACGGCGCAGAACCACUAGAAAAACUCCGCAUUGCACUCAGCAUCGUCCACUCAUGCUGGGAGUUGGAUGCGGAUCUAGCUACGUUUUAUGAACAGUUUGAGAAAUCGUCGUUGGGUCCGUUGUAUUGGCCGGAAUUCGCAAAACCCCGUAUCUACAGGAAGGGUCAACGUGAUACUGAUAAUGAUUAUGCCGAUGACGACGACGAUGAUGAUGAUGCUUGGAAUAAUAUAUCACUAUUCCCAAUAUCCCUCCACUUCCCGAAUCUCGGAACCGCUCGAACAAUCAUUUUAUACUGGGCUACGCUCACCAUGCUCUGGUCUGGUCUGUAUCAGCUAUACGGACUCAUUUACGCCCUUAAAGAAACCAUCAUCGAUCCCAAUUCCAACAACGAACACGAACGUGAAGACCACAACACUAAUACUCCUCCUACAUCUGCUGCUAACUCUAACACCAACGAUACUGACACUAACAAUCUAACAUUCCUAAUAACCCACCUCCCACCCCUCGAUCACAGAAGAGACUUCGCAUCCAUGGCCCGCAACGUAUGUCAAUCCGUCGAAUACUGCAUGCAAGAAGAGAUGCUGGGUCUAGGACCGAUAAUCCUUCCUGCGCCGCUGGGGAUUGUGAUUGAUACGAUGAAGGGGUAUGAGAGUUUUGCGAGGGAGGUGAGAUGGGCGAGGAAGGUGAUGAGGAGGAUUUCAGAGGGGGGGUUGAGGAUUUUGGAAUAAUUUUUCUCUUUUGGGGGGUUUUCGUUUACGAAUGUUUAGAAUUGAUUGGAGCUGGCUCCAUGUAUGUUGGAGGGUGGUUUUAUUUCCUGUUUUUCUUCUUCUAGAUCCUGUGAAACCAUAAAUGGACCCCCGGCAUGAUACAUCACUACUGGAACAAUCAAAACUACACGUAUCCGAUCCGGAUAAGAUACGACAAAAGAAAGGAAAGUCUA